AUGGCAUCUAAGAUAACCAGACCUGACCAAGGACACGCAACCAUUACUUGGAAAUGUAAUACCGACCAGAACCAUUACUUUGGUGUGGAUUUGAGUUUCCAAGAUUCCAAAAUUUGGAAAUGUACCUAUAACAACGGAUCUGGAGCUGCCGUCUCUAACUCCUACCCUGCACCUCCACCUCCUCCGUCGCAUAAGCCAUUUCCACCAUCGCCUAAACCAUCACCGCCGUCACGACCUCCCAAAAUAUCUUCACCGCCUACUAAACCAUCACCGCCGUCACAACCUCCUAAAAAGUCGCCGCCGCCUCCUAAACCAUUAUCACCGCCACCAACUCCCAAAAAGUCUCCGCCGCCUCCUAAAACAUCACCGUCUCCUCCUAAACCAUUAUCACCACCCCCGACUCCCAAAAAGUCUCCACCGUCUCCUAAGCCAUCUCCGUCUCCUCCCAAACCUUCAAUGCCUCCACCAACUCCUAAAAGGUCUACACCGUCUCCUAAACCAUCACCAUCUCCUCCUAAACCAUCAACACCUCCACCAACUCCUGAAAAGUCCCCGCCACCUCCCAAACCCGUGGAUUAA
Messenger RNA from Camelina sativa (false flax), 579 nucleotides. The record is from RefSeq and is a predicted model, not a curated record. NCBI's taxonomy places the organism in Eukaryota, Viridiplantae, Streptophyta, Magnoliopsida, Brassicales, Brassicaceae.